AUGAAUGAGGUGAAAGAAUCCCUUCGCAGCAUCGAGCAGAAGUACAAGCUCUUCCAGCAGCAGCAGUUUACCUUUAUUGCUGCUCUGGAGCACUGCAGGGAGAAUGCCCAUGACAAGAUCCGGCCCAUCUCCAGCAUUGGACAGGUGCAGAGCUACACAGAACACUACUGCAACAAUUCCACGGACCGGCGGAUCCUGCUCAUGUUCCUGGACAUUUGCUCGGAGCUGAACAAGCUCUGCCAGUACUUCGAGGCCCUGCACUCUGGCAACCCGGUCACCAACAACCUCCUCGAGAAAUUCAAAACCCUUGUCAGCCAAAGCAACGAUUUAAGCAGCCUCAGAGCAAAAUAUCCUCAUGACGUGGUGAACCACCUCAGCUGUGACGAGGCCAGGAACCACUACGGAGGUGUGGUCAGCCUCAUCCCCAUUGUGAUAGACUUAAUGAAAGAAUGGAUCGCCCACUCGGAGAAGCUGCCCCGCAAAACGCUGCAGCAUGUGAGUGGGCCCCCAGCAAACCAGGAAGCCACGGGGGCAGCUACUCAUCCUGCCCAGACUUCGGGCACCCAGCCUGGGUUAAGAAAACCCAAGUGUAGGCAGCUCACAAAAGACAGCCUCAAGCCUAGGGGGAAAGACAAAGGAUAUUCAAAACCGCCCUGGAGACCACCUGGUGGGAAACUGUAA
Molecule: messenger RNA, 681 nt
Organism: Cynocephalus volans (Philippine flying lemur)
Lineage: Eukaryota; Metazoa; Chordata; Mammalia; Dermoptera; Cynocephalidae
Gene: SPACA9
Product: sperm acrosome associated 9
Exons: 3
Coding region: 1-681 (226 amino acids)
Cellular component (GO): sperm flagellum; acrosomal vesicle; ciliary base
Source: RefSeq, a predicted model, not a curated record